Contarinia nasturtii (swede midge) is the source of this 1514-nucleotide messenger RNA. Its product is annotated as achaete-scute complex protein T3-like. The record is from RefSeq and is a predicted model, not a curated record. Gene Ontology annotation, molecular function: DNA-binding transcription factor activity, RNA polymerase II-specific; protein dimerization activity; RNA polymerase II transcription regulatory region sequence-specific DNA binding. Gene Ontology annotation, biological process: developmental process; regulation of transcription by RNA polymerase II. The transcript has a single exon. NCBI's taxonomy places the organism in Eukaryota, Metazoa, Arthropoda, Insecta, Diptera, Cecidomyiidae. The coding region runs from base 291 to 1049 and encodes 252 amino acids.
GUCUUGCGACGAAGGGUUUCAUUCUGUGGAUAGCUCUCGACAAGUUAACACUGUUCGCUCUUUUCAAUAUCAAGUUCAAACUUCGAAAAGAAAUAAAGAAAAUAAAGUAAAGUGUUUGAUCGAAAAAAUCAACCAAGUGUCUACGACGUCAUUCAAUUUUUUUUUAAAAAUAAAUCUGUUCUCUAAAAAAUAAAGCGUGAUUUUGAACUGACUUUCAAACUAGUUUUUAAAUAAGUGAUUUCGUACAAUUUUUUUUCUUUCCAAAAGUGAAAAAAAAAUCAAUCGACAAAAUGAUGCACCAAAACGCCUACAUUCAACAAUAUCAGCAAACAUUAAUGCACCAGCACCCGCAACAAAUGAACCAUAUGCAUUCGCAACAACCACAUCAUCAAAUGCAAACUGUUCCAAUGGCAAAAUUAGCCAAACGACCGAUCGCUCCAGCACCACCAUCAAUUGCCGAACACAAUCAGCUAAAUCGUGUCAGCAGCACAAUGAGCAACAGCAAAAAAUCAAAGAUGACAUACGCGCAAAUGGCAUUCACAGCAACUCAACCAGCUUCCGUUCAACGUCGAAAUGCCCGUGAACGUAAUCGUGUGAAACAAGUCAAUAUGGGUUUCAAUAAUUUACGGCAACAUAUUCCACCUGAUGUGGUAACACAACUAUCAAACGGUGGUCGUGGUGCUAGUAAAAAAAUAAGCAAAGUGGAUACAUUGCGAUUGGCUGUUGAAUACAUUCGACGCUUGCAAGGAAUUUUGGACGACAGUGAUACGGAAUCGCUAAGUGCUUCAUCGAACUCAACAUCAUCAUCGACAUCAAGUAAUUCAUACUAUUCACCAAGUCCAGUACAAUGCAUUCAACCACCGCCACCAUGUUCCGAAUCAUCAGCAUCGCCAACACCAUCGUAUUCAUCCGAUAAUUCAUCGGUCGGAAAUUCAAAUUAUAUUUUACCAACAACAUACAAAUACGAAACGUACGAUUCUUAUAAUAAUGUGGAAUCACCAGACGAAGAUGAUCUUUUGGAUGCGAUUACCUGGUGGCAACAACAGUGAGACGAAAAACAUCAUCUAGCUCACGUUAUCUAGUCAUUCCAAAAGAAUUACCUCGUUUUUGUAUUUUAAGUUUCUGUUUAGUACAAGUUCGUAAAAUGUUUACCUUUAAUUUUAAAUAUUUUUGUAAAGCCAUGUACGAUAAGUAUAAAUGAUCAGUUUAAAUUUGAACAAAAUUUAACAAAAAAAAAAUGUGCCUUUUAAAUAUUUUAAUGAUUCGAAAUCCAACAAUAUUUAAGAAAAAACGAAAAAAAAAUUGCGCACACAUUUGUAAAACUUGGAAAUAGGGAAUAGAUCAUUGUAUACUUAAACAAGAUAAACUCGCCAGUGAAAAAAGCCUGAUUUAAAAUUGUUCGUUUUAGGACUAAGACAUAAGAGAGUAUGCGAGAAUGUUUUUUUUUUCUUUGUCAGAGAAACUAUUUAAAUUGAUUUGUAGCCAUGUAAGAUAUUUCGAAAAUAAAAAAAUGU